Messenger RNA from Synchiropus splendidus (mandarinfish), 2824 nucleotides. It is a transcript of the gene lsm14ab, whose product is annotated as LSM14A mRNA processing body assembly factor b. Gene Ontology annotation, molecular function: mRNA binding. The transcript has 10 exons. NCBI's taxonomy places the organism in Eukaryota, Metazoa, Chordata, Actinopteri, Syngnathiformes, Callionymidae. Gene Ontology annotation, cellular component: P-body. Gene Ontology annotation, biological process: cytoplasmic stress granule assembly; P-body assembly. Bases 357 to 1691 code for a protein of 444 amino acids. The record is from RefSeq and is a predicted model, not a curated record.
UGUUCCUUUCAAAUGACUGAUAACAGCGCUUUGGACUUUUGCUUCUGAGAAUAUUUUUUAGAAUUCACUUUUGAGCUUCGACCUCCUAAAAUAAAGAGACGUGGUUAUUAUCUUUAAUAUAUAAAGUUGCGCCUGUUUUCCCAACAUCCUCCGCGGCGGAUGAAGUCUGGUGAAAACGGCCAUGUCGUGGUAGACAGCUUAGGUUCGAGCUGCAGGAACUUCUGUGCGCGUCUCACGCAGUCAUUCAUUCGUGUUAUGUGGUCUAAAACCUGUGUUUCUGGAGAAUAAAGACCGUGGACUUUUCUUUGGACAGCAGCUGCAUUCUACCGAGGCGUUUUGAAAAGCCAGACGCAAACAUGAGCGGAGGAGGAACACCGUACAUCGGCAGUAAGAUCAGCCUGGUGUCCAAGGCCGAGAUCCGCUAUGAAGGAAUUCUCUACACCAUUGACACGGAAAACUCAACCGUGGCGCUCUCGAAAGUUCGCUCUUUUGGCACUGAAGAUCGGCCAACUGAGAGACCUGUUCCUCCCCGAGAAGAAGUCUUCGAGUACAUCAUCUUUCGAGGGAGCGACAUCAAAGAUCUUACAGUUUGCGAACCACCGAAAGCUCCCUCCUCUCUGCCCCAGGACCCGGCCAUUGUUCAAUCAUCGAUGUCAACAAGCAGUGCAGCAGCCCCCUCAUCUUUUCAAGCAGCUGCACCGUAUGCACCCUUCAACAGAGCCCAGGUCCAGCAGUUUGGGCAGUUUGGUGUUGGGCCGCUUGCAGGACAGCCGUUUACUGCUGCAAGAGGAGAACACGCAACUCCCUCGCUGGACUCCUUCUCCAAGCCUCAGACGUUGGAAAACACUGUUCCAGCUCAAGCUUCGACUGCUGCAGCUCCUCCUGCUCCUGUAGGGCAGCGGACUCAAACCGCUCCCUCUGCUCCCCGGCCGAGCAACACCGCUGCCAGCGGCCAGAAUCCCCCCGACCUCCUGGAUCAGAGGAAAGUUUCUGAAGCACCAAAAGCUGCACAACCAGAACAUGAACAUGCAGCUGGUGAAAAUAGAGAUUCUCAAAGGCAUCAUCAUCAUGGUGCUGCAGCUCAGUCCAUGCGCCGCGGCCGUGGAAGAGGCAACCGCAGUCGAGGCAAGGUGAACAUGCGCAGGGAUGGGCUCAUGAAGUUUGAAGAGGAUUUUGACUUUGAGACUGCCAACGCUCAGUUUCACAAGGACGAGAUUGACAAGGAGCUUCAGAAUAAACUGAAACUAAAAGAUGACAAACCGGACAAAGCUCUGAAUGGAGACGAGGCCGCCGACUCUGAACACCAGACGAAUGAGGCAGCAGCAGAAGAGGAAGAGAACACAUGCUACUAUGACAAGACCAAGUCCUUCUUCGAUAAUCUGUCCUGCAACGACUCCAGUAAAGGGGGUGACAGAGGAUUUUCAAGGGAGCGAAGGCCCACUUGGUCCGAGGAGAGACGGAUGAACGCGGAGACGUUUGGCAUCCCUCUGAGACACAACCGAGGCAGAGGAGGCUUCCGUGGCCGCGGCUACAUGGGUCCCCGCGGAGGAAGGGGGAGGCCGAUGAGCAGAGGCUCCUUUGGCCCGCCGAGAGGUGCCCCGCCUGGAUUCCGAGGAGGAUACCGGGGCGGCAGGGGAGGCCGCGAGUUCGCCGACUUUGAAUACGGGAAGGACAGCAAGGUGGCAGCGUGAACCUGCAGCACCGGAGCAUCAGAGAAUUGUAGCCACUCGCAAUGAAAAAUGAUUCCAUCUCAAGAAACAUCUUCACUUCCUGCAUUUGACUUAACAAAAAAGAAAAAAAAAAAACCUGUCAGCGGCCCAACUCAGCGCAGCUGCUGCUCCCUUCCUCCACUUUGAGAAUGCAUUUGAGAUUUUUUUCUUUUUUGAUGUUUUUGAUAAACUUGGCCAAGCGUGUAAAUACAUGGUUUGGAGUUCCUCUGUAUUUUUGCAUUUGACCAGAUCCCACAUCUCGGCUCAGAGAGCAGAUGCUCCCUCCACUGGUUCACCUGUGUUCUCACUCGUUCCUGCUCAGAUGGCGACCUUUUCUUUCUACUUUUUUUUUUUCUUUUUACUCGAUCAUUCUCAGUGUUGUUGGGAUUCAAACCAGCUCGAAGAACAAACAAAUAAUGAAUGUCUGUUCCUGAAACACUUAAUACUUCCUCAGAAAUUUGGGGUUCAGUUGUUCUCUUUCUGUAACGUUCAAUUGUGUAUCAAAACCGCAGGUUUUAAAAUGAAACUAAUUCACCCGAGGAACCGUGACUUUAGGUUUCUUUUCGUCCUAUUAUUCUCUAGAGAUAGCCAAAAAAGUUACAUCCAAUAAAACGGACGAUUCCGGGGUCCCGACUGGACCGGCCCAAAAUGACCUCCAGUUUGUGUUUACCAAUGAGAACUUUGUCUUAAGCGCUUGUUAAUGUUCGUCCGCCAGUGUCCUAGACUCCAGUGGUGAAAGGGAUGACUCGUGGACUUGGGAGGUUUUCUUUUUUUCAGAUUGGUUAGUACUUAGGGAGUGCCUUCAGUGGGGGCGGGGUUUUUACAGCUCUCCCUUUAACUCAAUGCUCACCUUUUGACGAAACUGAGGAUAGCACUACAAGGUGGCACUAGAGUUUGAAGAAGUGUUACAGACGGAUGGUGUGAUCAUCGCUUCUUUUUUUUUUGUUUGUUUUUUUGCAACGGCCAGCACGUCGAAAUUGGGAAAACUAUGAAUAUUGACGAAGCAAAAAUGUUUUCACAGGUUUGUUACUCCUGUCACUGGAUGUGUGAACCAGGAAUUGCUUUCUUGAGAAUAACAGAAUUGAAUUUUUACAUAAAGAGUUGUACAAUAAUAA